GAGAACAAAGGAAAGACAAGGUUCCAUUGUUUUCUUUGUUCAUUUCCUUUCUUUCUAUGUCAAGAAACCUUUUUUAUUCCUUCAACCUCUUUACAUUACAUUCAUCCACCACUCACUUCAUAUUCAUUAAUUCUUGUAAGAUUAUUUCAUCAUCAUUUGCUCUCUUUGUUUCACUCUAAUUUAACCACAAUUCAUUUGAAACCAUAAAAAAUAAAUCAACUUUUUUACAUUGGUUUUGGACUUUGGUGGUAUAUGAUCUUUGUUUCACCAAGAAAAAGUUGACAAUUUUGUAAUGUGGGCCAUGAACAAUAUUUGAGUUUGGUUAAUUAAAAUGGCUUUAGAAGAAGUUAUUGAAGUGAAAUUCAGGUUAGCUGAUGGCAGUGAUAUUGGACCAUGCAAAUACAGUCUUACCACCACUGUUGGAUCUUUGAAAGAGAUGAUACUUUCACAAUUGCCCCAAGAUGAAGAAAAUGGGCCAAAAACCAUAAAUGAUGUGAAACUUAUUAAUGCCGGAAAGAUAUUGGAUAAUGAUAAAACACUUGCAGAGUCUAGGUCUCGAGUAAGUGAAGUUCCCGGAUGUAUUAUCACCAUGCUUCUUGUUGUGCGCCCUCCUAUGUCAGACAGAAACAACGAGAGGUUGCAAGAUGACUCCUUGAAACAAAGCAACUGUCCAUGUGCCAUUCUUUGAGUGUCGCUGAGCUUCUUUAAGCCCGCGUUUCGAUUCCAGAGCAAAUUUCGAAUGUUUCUUGUGUUGCUGAUAAAAGAAGCUCUGAGGAGGGCCUGUGAUACUUGGACCUUUUUCAUUAUUUGCAACUUUGAUCUAAAAUGGUAAAUAGAAAAGGAACUUUGAUUUAUGGUGAUAUAUUUAUGUUACAAAAGUGUCAUAGAACCUUUGCAGUCCAAACAAAAACACAUGUCAAGAAUUCUAAUUUCAUCAUCUUCGUUUCUUAAA
Messenger RNA from Erigeron canadensis, 952 nucleotides. RefSeq names its product membrane-anchored ubiquitin-fold protein 3-like. The transcript has 3 exons. The coding region runs from base 332 to 688 and encodes 118 amino acids. NCBI's taxonomy places the organism in Eukaryota, Viridiplantae, Streptophyta, Magnoliopsida, Asterales, Asteraceae. Gene Ontology annotation, molecular function: protein binding. The record is from RefSeq and is a predicted model, not a curated record.